Messenger RNA from Lipotes vexillifer (Yangtze River dolphin), 471 nucleotides. Its product is annotated as retinitis pigmentosa 9 protein-like. The record is from RefSeq and is a predicted model, not a curated record. Gene Ontology annotation, biological process: RNA splicing. Lineage: Eukaryota; Metazoa; Chordata; Mammalia; Artiodactyla; Lipotidae. The transcript is spliced from 5 exons. Bases 1 to 471 code for a protein of 156 amino acids.
AUGUCGUCCCAGCUCGGGCGCGACGACUCGGGGACCGCGGGCGCGCGGCGGCCGCGGGAGCCUCCGGAGCAGGAGCUGCAGCGACGCCGGGAGCAGAGGCGGCGGCGGCACAACGCGCAGCAGCUGCAGCAGCUCAAGCACCUGGAGUCCUUUUAUGAAAAACCUCCUCCUGGACUUAUCAAGGAGGAUGAGACUAAGCCAGAAGACUGUAUACCAGAUGUCCCAGGCAAUGAACAUGCCAGGGAAUUUCUGGCCCACGCACCAACCAAAGGACUUUGGAUGCCACUGGGAAAAGAAGUCAAAGUCAUGCAGUGUUGGCGCUGUAAAUGGUAUGGUCACCGAACAGGCGACAAAGAAUGCCCUUUUUUUAUCAAAGGCAACCAAAAGUUAGAACAGUUCAGAGUAGCACAUGAAGAUCCCAUGUAUGACAUCAUACGAGAGAAUAAAAAACAUGAAAAGGAUGUAAGGUGA